UUCCCUCCUCAGGAUGGAAAUGUAGGACUCUGAUUGGUUGAUUUCCUUAGGUGUUAUCUAUUAUGCGUUAUACAAAAAUCUAUGUUCAAGUUCUAAAAGUGUCGAUGCAGCUUUUUUAUCUAUUAUAUCUACACAACACACGGACGAAAUCAGACAGAAUUAUGAAAACUUUGUUUCUGUCUUUCAUGUGUUCGAUGUUGCUUCUUAUAGCAGAAGCCGGUUUACCUAUUUAUAUACGUCCAUGAGGUCCAUGAAGUUAUUUAUAGUUUUAUUUUGUUGUGUAUUAUAUUUUCAUUAUGGUACAGAAUUGUUGUGUGACAAACUGUAAAAAUGUUUGGAGACGACACAGCAGCAUAGCAUAUCAUACAUUUCCUUUAAAAAAUGAGAAGAGACUAGCGCAGUGGAUGCAAAUAGACGAAUUAAAAGAUAUAAAUAUAACAGCUGGGAAACGUAUUUGUAGUGUACACUUUACACCAGAAUCUUUUGAGGAACAUUGCGCAGUAAAAAGAUUAAAAAAGAAUGCAGUUCCAUCUCUUUUUGGAGACUCUGUUCAGGAAAUAGAUGACAGUGUAACGGAAAUCGUAGAAAUAUGGGAAGAAAUUUGUACAGAUAAUACACCUGAAGAAACAACAGUUGUAUUAAAUGAGAUAACUAGAGUGAAACGAGAAGUACAACAAGAAGUACAACAAGAAAUGAAACAAACAAAAGAACAAGUGGCAGAAGAAACAGAAAAGAUUUCCCAAUCAAAUGUAGAAAAACAUGAUCUUCCAGUUGUGAAAGAAAUAGAAACCAAGGAUGCUUCUGUCCAAACGGUAUCUGUAUACUAUGAAUACCGUGAAGAAAUAUUAGACUUACGAAAAAAAUUAACGAUUUUACGAAGGCAAAUAAAGCAAAGGGAGUCAAGUAUUUCCAGCACACGAAAGUACAUCCAUCUUUUGACAAAAAGCUAAAACUUCUAAGAAAAUCGUCGGAAUUCCGUUGAGUAUGCUGACGAGUCAUUCAACAUCCAAAGAAAUCCCGAGGCGCCGGCUUUAUUAAGAAUCACUACGCUCGUCGAUGCGGUUGUAUAUGUGACAUAAAGUAUUACGUUCUUACGCGCUAUUUAUAUAUGUAUAUAUGUAUAUAUGUAUAAGAUAUACAUACUUUUUUACGUUA
Messenger RNA from Odontomachus brunneus, 1155 nucleotides. Its product is annotated as THAP domain-containing protein 1-like. The coding region runs from base 297 to 950 and encodes 217 amino acids. Lineage: Eukaryota; Metazoa; Arthropoda; Insecta; Hymenoptera; Formicidae. Gene Ontology annotation, molecular function: sequence-specific DNA binding. The transcript is spliced from 7 exons. The record is from RefSeq and is a predicted model, not a curated record.